Molecule: messenger RNA, 396 nt
Organism: Parascedosporium putredinis
Lineage: Eukaryota; Fungi; Ascomycota; Sordariomycetes; Microascales; Microascaceae
Source: the annotation of a GenBank genome assembly
AUGGACCAAAUGGCAGAUAUGGCAGAGUUAUCAUCCGCCCAGAUCCAGGCUAAUAAUGCAAUGAAUCGGAUGACGCACAUGAUGGCGAGCUCCUCACGGACGAUGUCUGUAGCUCAGAGAAACACCCUUCUCACCCUUGAGCAGUUUAAACAGCAAAAUGAGGAGUAUGCUAUGUCAAAUGGCAUCUAUCAGGACGCCAUUGCCCAAUCUACAAGCGCCCAAGUAUCGGACGAUGCUGUACACGAGCUACUCGGAAAGCUGGCAGAUGAUGCAGGUGUUGAGCUAAGUGCUGAGCUCAAUAGCCCUAAACCUGUUGCAGCUGAGCCUGAAACUACUGAGCCGACCGCUGAAGAAGAGGACAAACUCCAACAGAGACUUCGCGCCCUGAGGGCGUAG